Molecule: messenger RNA, 1694 nt
Organism: Gryllus bimaculatus (two-spotted cricket)
Lineage: Eukaryota; Metazoa; Arthropoda; Insecta; Orthoptera; Gryllidae
Source: the annotation of a GenBank genome assembly
GCGAAAAGUCUUACGAGGCAAUUCUUCUGGGGCCGAGCAUUUGCAAAUGUACGUGUUUCUUAUAUCCUCAAGUCAUUUUAAUGUUGUAUAAAAGGUUAUGAUUAUUGAAAUGUUACGUCUUAUACACGUUGAAUGUUGCUAUUUGAGUUUGCAGUUUUAUAUGGCAAUGCAUUCUAAAUUUUUGGGGAGAAAAUAGUUCACAGGCAGGCAGCAUUUUCGCAUAGUUGAGUGGUUAACGUUGAAACUGCUAAUUGAUGGGAUCACAUUAUUUAAGAAGUGUGAAAAGAAGUUUAGUGUACGCACGUUACGCAAAUAAAUCACUCUACAAAUUUGUGGCGAAUGUCGAAUUAGAGGUAGUGUUGCAGCUUUUUUUUAAUUUGAUACGCAGACGUUUCAUGUCAAUUAUUGCAAUUCAUUGUUGAGGUUAUUUAAUUUGCUUUCAAUAAUCCAUUAAAAAUAUGUAGAAUGUGCAUUGUUAUAAUUCGACAAUAAUGAAGAAACAGUACAGUUGCUCAAUCAGAAGGCAAACAAUUGGUUAUAUCUGAGGCAAAUUGUAAUUCUUUUGUUCCAUUUGUGAGUGAAUUUUUUAGUGAACUAAAAAUGUCAACCAAGAAAUUUAAUGGAAAGUUCGAUGAGCAACUGAACAUUGGUCGAGAACUUAGUACAGGAACCAAGCUUUUGUCAGCAAGGGUGCAGGCUCCUGCUCCGGAUUUCCGGGGAACUGCUGUGGUAGACCAGAGUUUUAAAGACAUUAAACUUGCUGACUUCAAGGGAAAAUAUCUUGUGUUAUUCUUCUACCCUCUUGAUUUUACAUUUGUAUGCCCUACCGAAAUUAUUGCAUUUCAUGACAGACUUCAGGAAUUUAAGGAAUUAAAUACAGAAGUUGUGGGCGUAUCAACAGAUUCUCAUUUUAGUCACUUGGCUUGGAUUAAUACUCCACGGAAGGUUGGUGGUCUAGGGGAGCUCAACUAUCCUUUACUCUCAGAUUUCCACAAAACCAUCUCGAGGGAUUAUGGAGUUCUCGUUGAAGAAGAAGGUGUGGCUCUGAGAGGAUUGUUCAUUAUAGAUCCUAAAGGAAUUCUUAGACAGAUGACCGUGAAUGAUUUACCCGUUGGCCGCAGUGUGGACGAAACAUUAAGGCUUAUAAAAGCUUUCCAAUUUGUUGAAAAACAUGGAGAAGUGUGCCCAGCCAAUUGGAAACCAGACACACCUACAAUUCAACCUGACCCUGUUGGUUCUUUAAAAUAUUUUGAAAGUGUGAAUAAAUGAACUUAUUGUAUGAAAAUGAAUUUAUUGUAUUAGACCAUAAUGAGCAGUUGAUGACAUUUUGCAUUGUGAAGAAAUGCAACAAUGAAAUAUUUCUGAUUAUUCUCUUCUGUAUAGUCAAAUUUUCUGCUGUGGCAUGUUGCAGAAUAUCUUUCUGUUAUUAUGCAACAUCAUAAAUGAUAAAAAUAAAGAUUUUGUUAAAAUAUAUUUUUUAUGAUUGUUAAAACUGUUUUUAGUGCAUAUUUUUGUUUGAGGAGUUAGGAAUUUAAAACGUAGGUUCUCUAAGAUAAAUGGUAAAAAAUAAUUUUCUGUUUAUACAGAUGAGGAAUGUGUUAUUGUUUUGUAAUUUGAUAUAAUGUUAAUGGUGUUACGGAGGAAAUAAAUUGCUUUGAAAUGAGCCAAGGUCUUUUAGCAUUAUUUGGUUUGAA